CUGAGCGACAGAUAAGUUGUAGAAACUAGUUGAUUUAUCCGUGGAAUCGCACAUAAAUAAUGAAGAAAGUGCUGGUCACAGGUGGAACUGGCCUUGUAGGCAAAGCUUUAGAGGCAGUAAUUAAAGAACAGUCUCCACCAGAUGAGCAAUGGUAUUUUGCUGGUUCCAAGGAUGCAGAUUUAACAAAUCUGGCAGCCACGCAGGCACUCUUCGCCCAGGAGAAACCUACACAUGUUAUCCACCUGGCCGCAAUGGUCGGAGGUCUAUUCCACAACAUGAACAACAACCUGGACUUCCUGCGGAACAACCUGCUCAUCAACGACAAUGUCCUUCAAACGGCUCAUGAACAUGGCUGCAUCAAGGUUGUCUCCUGUCUGUCCACCUGCAUUUUUCCAGACAAAACCAGCUAUCCCAUAGAUGAGACAAUGGUGCACAACGGACCACCACACCCCUCCAACUACGGAUAUUCGUACGCAAAGCGAUUGAUAGACGUGCAGAAUCACGCCUACCACGAUAAGUAUGGUCGGCUUUACAACUCCGUGAUUCCGUGCAACAUUUUCGGUCCUCACGACAACUAUAAGCCCGAAGUGAGCCAUGUGAUUCCCGGUAUGAUUAAUAGGAUGCAUCAACUGAUUACGGAGAAGUCUGAUGUACCGGAAAGUGAAAAGGUAUUCACCGUCUUUGGAAGCGGAAAGCCUCUGCGUCAGUUUGUCUACUCCCUAGACCUUGCGGAGCUUAUGAUUUGGGUACUAAGAAACUACGAUAGCGUGGAGCCCAUUAUCUUGAGCGUGGACGAGGCCCAGGAGGUGACCAUCUACGAAGUGGCUCAAGCCAUUGCCAAGGCAUUUAAAUUUAAGGGUAAACUGGUCUGUGAUACGAGCAAAGCAGAUGGGCAAUACAAGAAGACUGCGUCCAAUGCUAAACUUCGCUCUCUUUUGCCAGAUUAUGCAUUUACAGACUUUGAAACUGCAAUUACAACUUCGGUGAAAUGGUACAAAGACAACUACGAUCAAGCCAGAAAGUAAUUCCAUUUCAAUGCCCAAAUAAAUGUAAAUAUAUACAAAUUUUCCACAGAA
Messenger RNA from Drosophila eugracilis, 1076 nucleotides. RefSeq names its product probable GDP-L-fucose synthase (gene Gmer). The record is from RefSeq and is a predicted model, not a curated record. The coding region runs from base 60 to 1025 and encodes 321 amino acids. Lineage: Eukaryota; Metazoa; Arthropoda; Insecta; Diptera; Drosophilidae. Gene Ontology annotation, molecular function: GDP-L-fucose synthase activity. Gene Ontology annotation, biological process: nucleotide-sugar biosynthetic process. The transcript is spliced from 4 exons.